GAUUUAACACGGUAAUUUGUUUCUUGAUGGAGAAAAGGGACAGUCCCACCUCCUCCUCCUCCUCUGCUUCUCUCCUGCUCCGCGCGUUUGUCGUUCACAUCCAGCGGUCUUUCUCUGAGCCUGAAGCCGAGGACAGAGCUUCAUCCUCGGACUAAAAUCCCUCGACAUGCCGCACAAAAAGGGCUGGCUCAUGCCCGAUGAGCCCGACAACGUGCGGAGGAGGUCCACGGCCGAUCAUCCAGACCAUCGUGCGGACCCUGUUGAGCACCAUCUCCGGUUACCAGGCAGACAUUCCCAGACGGAUCGGCAAUGUCCUGUUUCACAUCAUGGGGAUCAUGGCCAAGCAGAAUCUCCCUCUCCAGACGGAUCCGGACACCACUUCUGUCAAUACACCCCCAAAUGCUUCCUCACUGUUCACAGAGGAGGUCAUGGAGGUUCAGUCCGGUCCAGUGCGUCCUGGUACGGAGACGAGGCCUGGCACGACAGCACCAAAACCACCAUCAGAGCAGAGAACGAGGUGGAGGCCCACAGGGAGGCCAACAACUACAAGUUUGGUUUCAGGAAAUGGAAGGGCCAUGUCACAGAGAGACCCAUCGAGAUCAGAUCUGACAUUGACAAAGAACUGCACUCAGACCUGAGCACCGUCAGACCUCAAGAAGGCUCACUGGUCACUUGUGGAAAUGUGGCUUACGUGAUUUUCUUCGGAUGGUGGAUUUCCUUGGUUUACUUUAUCAUUUGUGCCCUGAUGUUCAUGACCGUGCUUGGGGGAGUUUAUGGAAAGCUUUGUUGGAAAAUGGGCUGGUACUUUAUUUGGCCUUUUGGGAAGUCAAUAGAUAAGGUCAGUGAUGUGGUGAGGAAAACUGGAAUUCUCUCACAUCGAGGAGGUUUUGGAGGAGAGGACGAGGACGAUCCGAGCAGGCAGAAGGACUCCGCUCCUAUGCUCGCCUCUUCUCCGUUUCCGGUGGAGAUCCCUGUGCCAGAACCUCCAACCAGAAGAAUGUCAAGACACUGGUGUCACCCAGCUACAUACGUGUGGCUGUUGCUGGGGUAUCCUGUUCUGUUCGUGGUUCACUUCGUGGCCUGUCUGAUCUCGUGGCUUUUGGUUUUCACAAUUCCCAUUUCCAAACUCAGUGCUCGAGCUGCCACCACUGUGCUCCUCAUGGCUCCAGAAGACAUACACAUUAAUACAGUGGACAAAACUUUAAUGUGCGAGACCAGGGUCGUCUUGUGCUGUAACAAAGCAAUGAACAUUCACUACUACAAGUACUCAGUCCAAGGGAUCAACAUAUUCGCCCUCAACCUUCUCCCUCUGGUCAUCACCAGUUUAGUGAUCGGAUACACAGACAGGGACCAUGUUUACUUCAGCGCACAGACGAAGUUUGCCACAGCCAUCACCUCCAUCAUUCCUCUGUCCUAUUUCAUCGGCAUGGGAAUCGCCAGUAUUUCAGCGCAGAGUAACUUUGCGGUGGGAGCUGUGGUGAAUGCGACGUUUGGCUCCAUCACAGAGAUGACGUUCUACAUCACAGGACUGUUACAGGGACACAAAGCAGGGACCAAAUGUUACGAGGAGAUCGUCAAAGCGGCUCUCACCGGGACACUGCUGGGCUGUAUACUCUUCAUACCUGGAAUCUGUAUGAUCAUUGGAGGCAUUAAACACAGGGAGCAAAUGUUCAAUAGUCGCUCGGCUGGAGUCAGUUCAGCUCUGCUCUUCAUUUCCAUCGGAGGGGUUUUUGCUCCCACUCUGUUCUCAAAGACGUUUGGAAAUCUGGUUUGUGAAAGCUGCACCAGUGUCCCGGGAAACACCAGUGUCCCCUUCGUCUGCAAGGACUGCCACUACGACUCAAGUCAAACUGACCCACAUCUGAUUUUGUCCCACAUUGAACCUCUCGUCUACACCAUCGCCGUGCUGCUGCCGGCCGCGUACCUCAUCGGUCUGAUUUUCACGCUGAAGACUCACUCCCACAUCUACGACAUCCACAUCAGUGACAUCCAGGGGGGGCACGCUCACGGUCAGUACCAGCAGGAGGCGCGCUCGCAGCACCGCCCCAACGCCGGCCCUGUCCUCGCUCCAAGCUCCUGCAUUAACGCCAGCCUUGUAGCAACCUGCCAUGUCGUACCAGUGUCUGACCCUGUGGUGCACUGGCCUCGCUGGAGGGCUCUGGCUGUUCUCAUCCUUGCCACAGUGCUCAUGGCCUGCUGCGCCGACCGCAGCAUCGAAAACAUAGAACCCAUGCUCACACACUCCACCAUCUCCCAGUAUUUUAUUGGUGUCACUUUACUGGCCAUGGUCCCUGAGCUGCCUGAGAUUGUCAAUGGUAUUCAGUUUGCUCUACAGAACAACAUCAGCCUGAGUCUAGAAGUGGGCAGCUGCAUCGCGGUGCAGGUUUGCAUGAUCCAGAUUCCUUUGCUCAUUCUCUUCAAUGCUUUUUAUGAGGUUGGAUUUGUGCUUUUGUUCAGCGACAUCCAUCUAUGGGCAAGCAUUUUUAGCGUCAUUCUGUGCAAUUAUAUCUUUAUGGAUGGGAAGUGUGACUAUUUUCAAGGUACAGCUCUUGUGGUGGUUUACUUCAUCCUCAUGGCUCUGUACUUCUUUGCCCCAUCUCCACGCUCUUGUCCAUCCACAUGAAACUGAAAUCAAAGUUAGCAUUUUCCAAUAAAUUUAUGACUGAUGUGUAAAAUUGUGUUCUUGAAAUAAUGUAACUAAGUUUUCAUGUUUGGCAUUUAAUAAUAGUAUUUUGUUAUUUAAAUUCUGGCUGUUAUGUAUUGUGAUUUGUAUUGGAAAAAAUAAACUCAAACAUGAACAAUA
This is a messenger RNA of Boleophthalmus pectinirostris (great blue-spotted mudskipper), 2803 nucleotides long. RefSeq names its product cation/H+ exchanger protein 1 (gene cax1). Bases 167 to 2623 code for a protein of 818 amino acids. Gene Ontology annotation, molecular function: calcium:proton antiporter activity. Gene Ontology annotation, biological process: calcium ion transmembrane transport; intracellular calcium ion homeostasis. The transcript is spliced from 20 exons. The record is from RefSeq and is a predicted model, not a curated record. Gene Ontology annotation, cellular component: membrane; endomembrane system. Lineage: Eukaryota; Metazoa; Chordata; Actinopteri; Gobiiformes; Gobiidae.